This is a messenger RNA of Oreochromis aureus, 1373 nucleotides long. RefSeq lists its product as uncharacterized. NCBI's taxonomy places the organism in Eukaryota, Metazoa, Chordata, Actinopteri, Cichliformes, Cichlidae. The transcript is spliced from 4 exons. The record is from RefSeq and is a predicted model, not a curated record. Gene Ontology annotation, biological process: positive regulation of Rho protein signal transduction; phospholipase C-activating G protein-coupled receptor signaling pathway. Bases 38 to 835 code for a protein of 265 amino acids. Gene Ontology annotation, molecular function: G protein-coupled receptor activity.
UUCACCCACUGGUUCAGCUGGAAGCAGUCUUGAGACAAUGUCUUACAUCGAACAACUUGGAUCACGCAUACUAACAAAUCCGAUCACAGUACGUCUUCAACAUGAGCGGUAUUUCCUUGAAGUGAUGAUGUGGAUUCACAUGUGUGUCUGCCUUCCUUUGACCGUACUGAUCAUCUACUAUGUGUGUUGUGUGAUGCAAAGGAGUCAGGUCCCCGUCAUCUAUUACACAAACCUCCUCCUCUCCAAUCUAAUCCAGAUGUGCAUAAUGAUCGUUUGGAUCAUAAGAGUGGAAAGCACCAUGGGUGUUAUUAUUCACCACUUGUGUGUGAUGGCCGGUCUUUACUUCAAGGUGUGCAUUGCUCUGGAAAGGUGUUUUUUCAUCACACUCCCACUGUUGGACUGCCUCAGAGAAACGAGGAGUUCAGUGCUGCUCUGUGUCCUGGUCUGGGCUUUUUGUAUUGUCAGUCUCCCUCUUGCCUUAGUCUUACAUCAGUUCAUACAUUUAAUUAUUUAUGCUGCCCUCCCUGGCGCCCUGUUCAUCUUCUGCUUAGCUCGGACCUUCAGAGCCCUGCAUGCUGCCACCUCAGUGCCCACUCAGGACAAACGUCGAAGUCUAGGAAUUUUGAUUCUGUUGUUCUUUAAGUACUGUGUACUAAUCGUUCCCGUAAUCAUCUUUCCGCAUGAACAUAUUCGCUUUUAUAUCAAUUGGAUCUUGUUUUUGCUCUGUCCUUUUGUGGACUUAGUUUUGUGUCUUUUCAUGCGGCAGGGGCGCAUUGACAGGCUGCUGGCAUGUCUGUGCUCAGCUGAUGCAGCAGCAGAUCAUCGGUGUGACUGACGGCAGCAGUGAGAGGUGUGGUGAUGAAAACAGAGUCAAGAGAGCGAAAGGGGGGAAGAGUUGAUAUCAGAGUGUCAGAGUUUUUUGAUAAAUGAAGCAAACAACAGCUGAUAUCUGCAUCUCAGCCACACUUUUCUCACCUCAGCUGUCCGUUUGUAAAUAAUUUCAAAAUUACUUUAUAAUCACCUUUAACCACUCAUUGUAUUCCAGUACUAAACACAUUUUUCUUUUCUUUUUCAAUUGUUUUUUCAUCGAGAUUUUAAAAGUGUUUUGUUUUCCCUUCCUUGUAAUUAUGAUUACCAGUUAAUAUUCAUUUGUUUCUACAUGCAAAUAAUGUAUCCAAAUAUUUGUAACUUUUUAAAUUUGAAUUUGAAUUUUUAUUUAUGCCAUCUCUCGUUCAUUUUUGUAUGGAACUCUUUAAGGUUAUUUGCAUUUCCUCUCAUCUACCGACUGAUGCUACAGCAGCACGUGUUAUUAAAACCUCUGCAUCUCUUUAUGCACCCAUAAUCCUUAGUUUCGGCUCUCUAAUAAAAAAAAG